AGCUCCAUAUAAAAGACCUUAUACUUCAGAAUUGAACAAUUUACGUCCCGUUCAACAUUCAAAUUAGUACAACUAAUUACAUGCAUUAUUAAUAAUAUCAAUUAAUAAAUACAAUAAAGUUGCGUGUUUCAAACACCAAUUAUUAUUGCUGAAUUGUCAAUAUAAUCUCUGCUGUUUUCCAGCCAAGUGAAUUAUGCCUCAAUUGCAAACACAAAAGGGAAGAUAGACGUAUUUCCUCAGGAGCGAAUCAUAGACAGUAUAACAUGCAUACACGACCAUCAUCAACAUGAACGAGCUGCCUGAAGAUUGUGUCUGUACCAUUCUUUCCCUCUCCUCUCCAUUGGAUGUUUGCCGGUCCGCGGCCUCGUGUUCGGAGCUCCGAUCGGUGGCUCAGUUAGAUUGUGUAUGGGAGAGCUUCCUACCGAGUGGCUACCAUGAGAUAAUUUCAAGGGCUGAUCCUGCAUUAUUGCUUAAAUGUGGCUCAAAGAAAGAGUUGUUCUUCUUGCUUUGCAACUCUAUCCUUAUUGAUGGUGGUAACAAGAUUUUUAAUCUAGACAAAAUAACUGGACUCAAAUCCUACGUAAUAUCGGCCAGAGAUCUGUCAAUUGAAUGGGCCGAUGACCCAAUCUAUUGGUCCUGGAAAAAGACCCCUCAAUCAAGGUUCAGGGAAAGUGCAGAACUAAGAACCACAUCAUGGCUAGAAAUCAAUGGCUAUAUGAAAACUAAAAUGCUAUCACAAAACACAACCUAUGGAGCUUAUCUAAUCUUUAAGGUCUCUGAACGACGUGCGUAUGGGUUGGACAUAAUGCCUAUGGAAGUAUCACUCGAAGUGGGCAGUGAUCUCGUGUGCCAUAAUACUGUGUACCUACACCAAGACGAUCAAAAGAAGCAACAAAUCCAAUGGUUGUUAUACUAUAAUCGAACAGAAAUGUUGACAUCGAGGGUGAAUCAAGGGUUUGGUGAAAGUAUUCCUAUGCUUUCGGGUGCACGCGGUGAUGGAUGGAUGGAAGUCGAGUUAGGGCACUUCUUUAAUGGUGAGUCUAAUUGUAGUGAUGAUAAUAAGGUUGUGAAGAUGAGUUUGAUGGAGGUUAAAGGGCAUCAUUUGAAGGGGGGUCUUAUUAUUGAAGGGGUUGAAAUUAGGCCUAUACAUUAGUUCAAUUUGUUGUCUAGAAGUUAAGUUAUUGGAUUGAAAUAUAAUAUAUUUUAUGUACAUGUACGUAGAAAUUAAAGUAAUUAGAGGUAGUAAAAUUUUACAAGGAUUAAGCCUCUC
Spinacia oleracea (spinach) is the source of this 1270-nucleotide messenger RNA. Its product is annotated as F-box protein PP2-B15. The transcript is spliced from 4 exons. The coding region runs from base 287 to 1153 and encodes 288 amino acids. Lineage: Eukaryota; Viridiplantae; Streptophyta; Magnoliopsida; Caryophyllales; Amaranthaceae. Gene Ontology annotation, molecular function: protein binding. The record is from RefSeq and is a predicted model, not a curated record.